AUGUCCCGUAACGGAACCACCCUUUACGUGACCGGCUUCAGCCACGGCACUCGCGCACGCGACCUCGCGUACGAAUUCGAGCGCUAUGGCCGUCUGGUCCGGUGCGACAUUCCGGCUCCGCGGUCCGCUAGCAGCAGACUAUUUGCUUUCGUGGAGUACGAGGAUCGCCGCGAUGCGGAUGACGCGUACCACGAUAUGCAUAACAAGCGCAUUGGUCGCGACGAUAUCUUGAAGAUCGAGUGGGCUCGCACCCCGCCGUCUGCCUCGUGGCGCUUCGACCGUACCGAUCGGGACCGUGGCCCGCGUCGCUCGUCUCCCCGCCGUCGCUCGCCUAGCCCGCGCCGUCGCGACUACUCGCCCCGGAAGGAUGAUCGUCGUGACCGUGACCGCGACCGAGACUACGACCGCGACCGCCGCGACACCCGUGACCGUUCCCGCAGCCCUGACCGCGAUCGGGACCGCGACAUGAAGGACGACCGUGACCGCGACCGUGACCGUGAUGACCGCGACCGUCGCGAGAACGGCGCCAACGGUGAUGACAGAAAGCCCAUCGACAGCCCCGACCGCCCGGCCCACGAUGAUCUCGAUGUCGCCGAGUAG
Parathielavia appendiculata is the source of this 600-nucleotide messenger RNA. Its product is annotated as RNA-binding domain-containing protein. Gene Ontology annotation, biological process: mRNA splicing, via spliceosome. The transcript has 6 exons. Gene Ontology annotation, molecular function: snRNA binding; mRNA binding. The record is from RefSeq and is a predicted model, not a curated record. Bases 1 to 600 code for a protein of 199 amino acids. Gene Ontology annotation, cellular component: precatalytic spliceosome. Lineage: Eukaryota; Fungi; Ascomycota; Sordariomycetes; Sordariales; Chaetomiaceae.